AUGCUCUCUUCGAAAAACAAAGAGCCACUAUAUAUAAUUUCAGAUUAAAUGAAGAAAUUAACCAUAAUUAUCAAUAAUAUUAAAUAAGAAGCAGCCUAAGUCUAAGAUGACACUUUAAAUCUAUAAUAUAAUUAUAGAACUUUCGCCACAGCAGAAGCAUUAAAUUCGCAAAUAACUGUUUUAUUUUUGACUGCGAAUGGAGCACUAUUCAUCCUCAAAAGAAUUGCGAUUCCUAUAUGGAUUGAGAUCGGAGGAUAUAUGGAUUGA
Molecule: messenger RNA, 267 nt
Organism: Paramecium octaurelia
Lineage: Eukaryota; Ciliophora; Oligohymenophorea; Peniculida; Parameciidae
Source: the annotation of a GenBank genome assembly